Cottoperca gobio is the source of this 6437-nucleotide messenger RNA. RefSeq names its product myosin-7-like. The record is from RefSeq and is a predicted model, not a curated record. Gene Ontology annotation, cellular component: myosin II complex; cytoplasm; myosin filament. The transcript has 36 exons. NCBI's taxonomy places the organism in Eukaryota, Metazoa, Chordata, Actinopteri, Perciformes, Bovichtidae. Gene Ontology annotation, molecular function: actin filament binding; ATP binding; microfilament motor activity. The coding region runs from base 16 to 4941 and encodes 1641 amino acids.
UCCUGUGUUGCAGACAUGCUGUUGGUGACCACCAACCCGUAUGACUACCACUUCUGCUCUCAGGGUGUCACCACAGUGGAAGGCAUGGACGAUGGAGAGGAGCUGAGGCUCACUGAUCACGCCAUGGACACGUUGGGCUUCACUCCAGAGGAGAAGUACGGCUGCUAUAAGAUCGUUGGAGCCAUCAUGCACUUUGGUAACAUGAAGUUCAAGAAGAGGCAGAGAGAGGAGCAGGCCGAGGCCGACGGCACAGAGAGUGUGGAUAAAGCAGCCUAUCUGAUGGGCAUCAGCUCUGCGGACCUGAUGAAAGGCCUGCUGAACCCGCGCGUUAAAGUUGGAAACGAGUUCAUCGUUAAAGGACAGACGGUAGAACAGGUCAACUUUGCAGUGGCAGCCCUGGCCAAAGCCACUUACGACCGUAUGUUUAAGUGGUUGGUGAGUCGCAUCAACUCGUCCUUAUACACCGCUCUGCCUCGUCAGUACUUCAUCGGAGUCCUCGACAUCGCCGGCUUUGAGAUCUUUGAGUUCAAUAACUUUGAGCAGCUUUGUAUCAACUUCACGAACGAGAAGCUGCAGCAGUAUUUCAACCACCACAUGUUCAUCCUGGAGCAAGAGGAGUACAAGACUGAGGGGAUAGAGUGGACCUUCAUAGACUUCGGUUUGGACUUACAGGCCUGCAUUGACCUCAUAGAGAGGCCCAUGGGUAUUCUGUCCAUCAUGGAGGAGGAGUGUAUGUUCCCCAAGGCCACGGACAACAGCUUCAAAACCAAACUCUAUGACAACCACCACGGGAAGUCCCCCAACUUCCUGCGGCCGCGGCCGGACAAGAAGCGCAAAUAUGAGACACACUUUGAGCUGGUUCACUAUGCUGGAGUGGUGCCGUACAAUAUCACAGGAUGGCUAGAUAAGAACAGAGAUCCUCUGAAUGAGACGGUGGUGACUCUGUUCCAGAAAUCCUCCCACAAACUAAUGGCUGGACUGUUUGGGGACUACAUCAGCUCUGAGAUGGCCGGAGAUCCAAAGGCUGAAGGCAAACACAGGAAGAGGAGAGCUGCUUCCUUCCAGACUGUUUCACAGCUACACAAGGAGAAUCUUAAGAAGCUGAUGGCAAACCUCCGCAGCACUCAGCCGCACUUUGUGCGCUGCAUCAUCCCCAACAACUCAAAGAGUCCAGGUUUGAUGGAUCCCUUCCUGGUUCUCCACCAGUUAAGGUGUAACGGAGUCCUGGAGGGGAUCAGGAUAUGCAGGAAGGGCUUUCCAAACCGUAUCCUGUAUGCUGAGUUCAAACAACGUUAUCGCAUCCUAAAUCCUAUUGCGAUUCCUGAGGACUCGUUUGUGGACAGCAGGAAAGCUGUGGAGAAACUGCUUGGCUCUCUGGACAUAGACCACACCCAGUACAAGUUCGGACACACUAAGGUUUUUUUUAAGGCCGGUCUGUUGGGUAUUUUGGAGGACAUGAGGGACACCCGUCUGUCUGAGAUCCUCACCAUCGUUCAGGCAAUGGCCAGAGGAAAGCUGAUGAGGAUGGCACGACAAAAGAUGAUGCUGCAAAGGGAUGCUGUAAUGGUGAUCCAGUUCAAUCUCAGAGCGUUCUUCUCUGUGAGAACUUGGCCGUGGAUGAUGUUGUACUAUAAGCUUCGCCCGAUGCUCAGGAGCGCCCAGGUGGAGAAAGAACUGGCUGCUCUCAGAGAAGAGUUCAAGAAGUUAAAAGAGGCCUUUGACAGAUCAGAGAUAAAGCGUCGGGAGGCGGAGGAGCGGCAGGUGGUUUUGGUUCAGGAGAAAAACGACCUGGGUCUGCAGCUCCAAGCCGAACAGGACAACCUGACGGACGCAGAGGACCGCUGCAACCAGCUGAUUCAGUCCAAAAUCUCUCUGGAGUCUAAGCUGAAGGAGAUGCAGGAACGUCUAGAAGAUGAGGAGGAGAUGACAGCUACACUGACGUCCAACAAACGUCAGCUGGAGGAGGAGGUGAUAUCCCUAAAGAAAGAUGUGGACGACUUGGAGAUGACUCUGGCUAAAGUGGAAAAAGAGAGACAUGGGCUGGAGAACAAGGUGAAGAACCUGUCCCAUGAGAUGUGUGUUCUGGAUGAAUCCAUAGCGUCUCUGACGAGAGAGAAAGUCGCCCUUCAGGAAGCUCACCAACAGGCUCUGAAUGACCUUCAGGCACAAGAGGACAAGGUCAACAUGCUGGCCAAGGCGAAAGUUCGGCUGGAGCAGCAAGUUGACAAUCUAGAAAGUUCCUGGGAGCUGGAGAAGAAGGUGCGUUUGGAUCUGGAACGAACCAAACGGAAGCUGGAGGGAGAUCUGAAGCUGUCUAUAGACUCAGUGAAGGACUUGGAGAACCAGAAGGAAGAGCUGGAUGAGAGGCUUAAAAAAAAAGACUUUGAGUCGGGUCAGCUUCAAUCUAAACUGGAGGACGAACAGAGUUUGGUUAAUCAUCUUCAGAAGAAGAUCAAAGAGCUGCAGACUCGUAUCGAGGAGCUGGAGGAGGCACUGGAUGCGGAGCGGGCGUGGCGCUCCAAAGCUGAACGUCAGAGGAACGACAUCUCCAAAGAGCUUGAGGAGCUGGGAGAGAGACUGGAGGAGGCAGGAGGAGCCUCUGCUGCUCAGAUCGCUCUCAACAGGAAGAGGGAGGCAGACUUCCUGAAGAUGCGGCGGGAUCUAGAAGAAGCAGGGCUUCACCACGAGGCGAUGGCCGCCACUCUGAGAAGGAAGCACUCGGACACGGUGGUGGAGCUCAGCGAGCAGAUCGACACUCUGCAGAGAACCAAACAGAAACUAGAGAAAGAAAAGAUCGAGUUCAGGCUGGAGGCCGACGACCUGGCUGCUAGCGUGGAGCAGCUGUCCAGGAACAAGGGAGCUGUGGAGAAGAUGUGCAAGGUUUUUGAGGACCAGCUGAAUGAAAGCAGGAGCCGAGCAGAGGAGCUGCAGAGACAGCUGACUGAUGUUUCUGCUCAGAAAGUACGAGCGCUCACAGAGACUGCCGAGUACAACCGUCGUCUGGAGGAGCGGGACGUUAUGAUAAGUCAGCUUCAGCGCUCCAAGGCGGGGGUUUGCCAAAACUCUGAAGACAUGAAGAGGCAGCUGGAGGAAGAGAGCAAAGCUCGUGUCUCGCUGGCUCAUGCGGUGCAGGCGUCCCAUCAUGACAGCGGUUUGCUCAGAGAGCAGCUGGAGGAGGAGCAGGAGGCCAGGGCUGAGCUGCAGAGGGAGCUGUCGAAAGCCAACGGCCAGGUGGUCCAGUGGAGAGCAAAGUACGAGACUGACGCUGUGCUGAGAAUAGAAGAGCUGGAAGAUGCAAAGAAGAAGUUGGUUGUCAAACUGCAGACAGUUGGUGAAGCUGUGGAGAUGUCUCAUGCCAAAUGUUCCUCACUGGAGAAAACCAAACAGAGUAUGCAGACAGAGAUUGAAGACCUGGUGGUUGAACUGGAACGAACCAACGCUGCUGCUCUGGCUCUGGACAAGAGGCAACGCAACUUCGACAAGUUGUUGAGUGACUGGAAGCUGAAGUUUGAGGAGAGUCAGACAGAUCUGGAGGCGUCGCAGAAAGAGUCGCGCAGUCUGAGCACCGAGCUCUUCAAACUGAAGAACUGCUAUGAAGAAGCUCUGGACCAACUGGAGACAGUUAAAAGAGAAAACAAGAACCUGCAAGAGGAGAUAAUGGACAUGACGGAUCAGAUCAGUCAGGGAGGGAAGAACAUCUAUGAGCUGGAGAGAAUGAAGAAGAUCCUCGAUGUGGAGAAGAGUGACCUCAGAACAGCACUGGAGGAAGCAGAGGGUACUCUGGAGCAUGAGGAGAGUAAGACAUUGAGAUUUCAGAUGGAGCUGCAGCAGAUAAGGAGUGAGAUCGAGCGCAAGAUUAGAGAGAAAGAUGAAGAGAUCGACAACCUCAGGCGGGGUCACCAGCGCUCCCUGGAGACCAUGCAGGCCAGUUAUGAGGCGGAGGUUCGUAGCCGCAGUGAGGCCGUCCGUCUGAAGAAGAAGAUGGAGUGUGACCUAAACGAGAUGGAGGUUCAGCUGGGACACGCUAACAGACAGGCAGCCGAGAGCCAGAGGAUCAUCAGACACCUACAGACACAGGUUAAAGAGCAUCAGGUGGAUCUGGAAGAUAAGGUCCAGUUGGCCAAUCAGCUUAGAGAACAGAUCAUCCUGUUGGAGCGACGUUGUUCACUGAUGACGGCUGAGGAGGAGGAGCUGCGUGGGAUCCUGGAACAAACCGAACGCGUCCGCAAGAUGGCCGAACACGAGCUGGUGGAGGUCAUAGACAGAGUUAACCUGCUCGCUACACAAAACACAGGUCUGAUGAACCAGAAGAAGAAGCUGGAGGCUGAUCUGGCUGUGCUGACAGAAGAGGUGGACGAGGCCAUGCAGGAGAGUCGCAGUGCUGAGGAGAAAGCCAAGAAGGCCAUCACUGAUGCGGCUCUGAUGGCGGAGGAGCUGAAGAAGGAGCAGGACAGCAGCAAUAUGAUUGAGAGAAUUAAGAAGAACAUGGUGUCCACAGUGAAAGAGCUGCAGGUCAAACUGGAUGAGACGGAGCAGAUGGCGCUGAAGGGAGGAAAGAAACAGCUCAAUAAACUGGAGACAAGAGUGAGGGAUCUGCAGACGGAGCUGAUGAUGGAGCAGAAGAAGAGCGACGAGUAUCAGAAAGGAUUCCGCCGCUACGAGAAGAGAGUCAAAGAACUGACGUAUCAGUCAGAAGAGGACAGGAAGACUCUGCUGAGGAUGCAGGAGCUCGUCGAUAAGCUUCAGAGCAAAGUCAAGAGCUACAAGAGACAAGCAGAGAACGCUGAGGAGCAUGUGAGCUGCAGCACGGUACGUUUCAGGAAAGUCCAACACGAGCUGGACGACGCCGAGGAGAGAGCCGACAUGGCCGAGACGAACGUCAACAAGUUGCGGAUUCGGACCCGCGAACAGACGAGCAAAGUGGUCAUGAUCAUUGAAUGAAGCUCUGCUCUUCUUCAAACACCAUCAAUGUUCAUGGUUUUAGUGUGAUGUUUGAUUGCUGUGUGUUUCAGUCUGAUGUGAUGGGGGGGGGCUGCAUUGCAUCUACUUUAAUGUAACCAUAUGUUUCUAUAUGUCUCCACAGUAAAGCAUUGUGAACAGGUUUGAACGGGAAGUGUCGAGGGCAGCGAGUAUGCACCAUAGCUGGUAUUCAGUGACGAUGCAGGUUUGUAGUACUGAACAGCAGAGUUACGUUGAGCUGCUGAAAGUAACAUUUUGUAGCUAUUUUACCUUAAAAUUUAGCUUCAAAAUCAUUUUGAUGCUCCACUGAGAAUUGUGCCUAAAUUGAUUUUGAUGAAACUGGAUCAUAUUUUAUGGAGAAAAUGUCCUCCGGCUGCUCUGCCUCGACUUCUGGUGAUUCAAGAGUUUCCUGACAGAAAGCUUUACUUGUUGCUAAAGUAACGCUAACUGCUGCGAACAUUAGCUAUCGUCCGAUCGUUAGCUGUUGCACUUGCUUGAUGUAUUUUCUGAGAUAACAAAGACUCGCUAGUUUUCGAUCAUUCAUAAGUAAUGUAAUCGUAACAAAUGCACGUGUAAUGUUACAGCUGUCCAGGAUUACUACAGCAUGUACGAGCUAAUUGCACUCUGAAACUAUAGAGGCGCUAAAUUACGAAUCAUGUUGCUUUUAUGCUAAUCUUUGUCAGACAGUACUGAGUGAAUUAGUAACAUUAUUUGAGGUUGUAAUGCUUAAAUCACUGGUAGUUCAUGUCAAAUAUAAAAGAAAUGGAGGGAGAUAGCGAGAGAAGGCGAGAGCGUUAGUCAGAGUAAGACAGAGUGUGAGGCUGUGGCUAUUUCCUGAAGCUAUACCAGCGCAGACUGGGUAUAUACCAACCAUGAAGACAUGUCAGUAGAAAUGAUCACUUAGUUCAUCUCUCUUCCCCUCACUACACAGAGCCCCCCCGAUUCCGGCUUCUUUUAUUAUUCAUUUUGAGUGAACAUUUCUCUGGUUGUUGCUGAACGUGCAUGUUUUUGGAGCUGAGAAAGUUGAGGACAAAAUAAAAUAUAGAUUAUGGGACAAUGAUUUAUGACUGCAGCAUCUGUCAGUGACAGUGGCUAUGUUUAUUUAAGUUACAUACAGUACAUUAUAUUAAACCUGCAUUCAUGUUUUUAAUCACAAUAUACUAUGUUUUAUAUAUUAACAUUAACUCAAAUGUUAAAGUGUCUCUCAUAGUGAUGAACACACUGAGAAUCGUCUCCAACUGCAGCUUCUUUUAGCUUUUUACUGUGUGGUCGAGUCCGUAAGACUCUCACCAGCCCUCCACAUACAACUACAGUCAGCUGUUACCAAACAAACUUACACCAAUACAUCAUCCUGUUGCUCUGUGUCUGCUGGAGCAGGCAGCUGAUGCUAACACAUUAGCCACAACUACUUUAUAAACUCCAGAGCAGGUUUUCUGCCCCCUAGUGGUCAGAAACCCUUCAGUACAGCUUAAAUGUGA